Molecule: messenger RNA, 414 nt
Organism: Hordeum vulgare subsp. vulgare (domesticated barley)
Lineage: Eukaryota; Viridiplantae; Streptophyta; Magnoliopsida; Poales; Poaceae
Product: ubiquitin-like
Exons: 4
Coding region: 1-414 (137 amino acids)
Biological process (GO): protein ubiquitination; translation; modification-dependent protein catabolic process
Cellular component (GO): cytoplasm; ribosome; nucleus
Molecular function (GO): protein tag activity; structural constituent of ribosome; ubiquitin protein ligase binding
Source: RefSeq, a predicted model, not a curated record
AUGCAGAUCUUCGUGAAGACGCCGGCGGGAAAUACCGUCACCCUCGAGGUCGAGAGCAAAGACACCGUCGACAAUGUCAAGGCCAAGAUCCACGGCAAGGAAGGCAUCUCACCGGAGCAGCAGCACCUCAUCUUCGACGGGAAGCAGGUCGAGGAUGGCCGCAACCUGGCCGAUUACGAUAUCCAGAAGGACUCCACCCUCCACCUCCUGCUUCACCUCCUCGGUGGUCGCGGCCUGUGUUGGUUCGAGCCCAGCCUGAGAGCCCUCGCAGAAAAGUACAACUCAAACAAGAAGAUCUGCUGCAAGUGCUAUGCUCGGCUAUCUCUCAGAGCUACAAACUGUCGCAAGAAGAAGUGCGGCCACAGCAACCAGCUGAGGAUAAAGAAGAACAGGUACAGGAGGUGGUGGCACUAA